Molecule: messenger RNA, 573 nt
Organism: Sungouiella intermedia
Lineage: Eukaryota; Fungi; Ascomycota; Pichiomycetes; Serinales; Metschnikowiaceae
Source: the annotation of a GenBank genome assembly
AUGACAAAUUUACUCGACAUCAACGAGCAUCUAGUAUUUUAUCGCAAAUACCACUUCAACCAUAAGAAUGUGGCCAUCCAUUUGUUAUGUAUACCACUCAUCCUCUUGUCUUUAAUUUCGUUCUCAAGCACUAAGGCCGUCAGUGAGAGUUUUCCUCACAUCACUAUUGGAUCAAUUGUGGCGUGGACAUAUGGCCUUUAUUAUAUUGCUUUGGACUGGCAAUUGGGAAUUCCAACCUUUGCUUUCCUCACAACUUAUGCCCAUGUUGUGAGAAAUGUGUAUCUUCACUUGAGUGACACCACACCCAUUUCGAAAACCAAAUUCGUGCAAUUGGCUGUUGGUGUUCAUGUUGUGUGUUGGUUGGCUCAAUUCUAUGGUCAUGCCGUGCACGAGAAAAGAGCACCUGCUCUAUUCGACAACCUUUUGCAGGCUUUAGUGCUUGCGCCCUUCUUCGUGGUUUAUGAAAUCGCCUUCUGGUUAGGAUUCAAGUUAGAUACGAAGAAAAACAUGGACAACAAGGCUGGAAAACUUGUCUUGGAGAUGAAUAAAGCUGCCAAACAGAAAGCCAACUAG